Messenger RNA from Rangifer tarandus platyrhynchus (Svalbard reindeer), 1365 nucleotides. The record is from the annotation of a GenBank genome assembly. NCBI's taxonomy places the organism in Eukaryota, Metazoa, Chordata, Mammalia, Artiodactyla, Cervidae.
AUGCAUCUGACUGUAUUUUUACUUAGGGGUGUUGUGGGUUUCCUCUGGAGCUGCUGGGUUCUAGUGGGUUCUGCGAAAGGAAGUUUGGGAGACAAUCAUGUUCACUCCAGUUUUAUUUAUAGAAGACUACGGAACCACGAAAGACGGGAAAUACAGAGGGAAAUUCUCUCUAUCUUGGGUUUGCCUCACAGACCCAGACCAUUUUCACCUGGAAAACAAGCUUCCUCUGCACCUCUUUUUAUGCUGGACCUGUACAACGCCAUGGCCAGUGAGGAGAACCCCGAGGAGUUGGAGUACUCCGUGAGGGCGCCCCUGGCAGCAGACUCCCGGGGAGCCAGGAAGGGCUCCCCAGCCUCUCCCAAUGGGUACCCUCGCCGCAUCCAGUUGUCUCGAGCGUCUCCCCUGACCACCCAGAGUCCUCCGCUAGCCAGCCUACAUGAUGCCAACUUUCUGAAUGAUGCUGACAUGGUCAUGAGCUUUGUCAAUUUAGUUGAAAGAGACAAAGAUUUUUCGCACCAGCGAAGGCAUUACAAAGAAUUCCGGUUCGAUCUCACGCAGAUUCCUCAUGGAGAAGCAGUGACGGCAGCAGAAUUCCGGAUAUACAAGGAUCGGAGCAACGGCCGGUUUGAAAACGAAACCAUUAAGAUUAGCAUAUAUCAGAUCAUCAAGGAAUAUGCAAAUAGGGAUGCAGAUCUAUUCUUGUUAGACACAAGGAAGACCCAAGCUCUCGAUGUGGGUUGGCUUGUCUUUGAUAUUACUGUGACCAGCAAUCAUUGGGUGAUUAAUCCACAGAACAAUUUGGGCUUACAGCUUUGUGCAGAAACAGGAGAUGGUCACAGCAUCAACGUGAAGUCGGCCGGCCUCGUGGGACGACAUGGGCCUCAGUCAAAACAGCCAUUCAUGGUGGCCUUCUUCAAGGCGAGCGAGGUGCUUCUCCGGUCUGUGAGAGCAGCCAACAAGCGAAAAAAUCAAAACCGCAAUAAAUCCAGCUCUCCUCAGGACUCCUCCAGAGUGUCCAGUGUCGGAGAUUAUAACACCAGUGAACAAAAACAAGCCUGUAAAAAGCAUGAACUCUAUGUGAGUUUCCGGGAUCUGGGAUGGCAGGACUGGAUUAUAGCUCCAGAAGGAUAUGCUGCAUUUUAUUGUGAUGGAGAGUGUUCUUUUCCACUCAAUGCCCAUAUGAAUGCUACCAACCAUGCCAUAGUUCAGACUCUGGUUCACCUGAUGUUUCCUGAUCACGUACCAAAGCCGUGUUGCGCACCAACCAAAUUGAACGCCAUCUCUGUGUUGUAUUUUGAUGACAGCUCCAACGUCAUUUUGAAAAAGUACAGAAAUAUGGUCGUGCGUUCGUGUGGUUGCCACUAA